AGAAAAAGAAAAAGAAAAAUCAUCUCCUGAUUCUCGUCCAGUCGCAUGAUCGUAUCUGCUUGAAUUUCUCUCCGCUUCAGCCGUCCUACUCCUUUCCUAUUCUCCAAUGGAAAAAUCAGGCUACGGCCGAGAUGGCAUCUACAGGUCUCUCCGACCGCCUCUUGUGCUCCCCGAAGACCCCAACCUUUCCAUGGUCACAUUCCUCUUCCGAAACUCUUCCUCCUAUUCUCACAAACCGGCUCUCAUCGACGCCGAUUCCUCCCAAAUCUUAUCCUUCUCUCAAUUCAAAUCCACCGUCGCCAGAAUCUCCCGCGGCUUUCUCCGCCUAGGCAUCACCAAGAACGACGUCGUCCUCAUCUUCGCCCCGAAUUCCAUCCAGUUCCCUCUCUGCUUCCUCGGCGUCGUCGCCAUCGGCGCCAUCGCCACCACCGCCAAUCCCGUCUACACCGUCCAUGAGCUCGCCAGGCAAGUCAACGACUCCAACCCCAAGUUGAUCAUAACCGUCCCGGAAUUGUGGGACAAAGUCAAAAAUUUCAACCUCCCAGCUGUCUUUUUGGGGUCCAAUCAUUCUUCUUCUUCUUCAAGCGUUAUCCAUUUCGACGCCUUGGUUAGGUUGGGCGGGACCGGGUCCGAUUUCCCGGAGAGUAAUGUGAAGCAAAACGACACCGCAGUGCUGCUAUACUCUUCCGGCACGACCGGCACGAGCAAGGGGGUGAUCCUGACUCACAGGAAUUUCAUUGCGGCGUCUCUGAUGGUGGCGAUGGACCAAGAGCUCUCCGGCGAGGCGCACAACGUGUUCCUCUGCGUGCUGCCGAUGUUCCACGUGUUCGGGAUGGCGGUGAUCGUGUACUCGCAGCUGCAGAUCGGGAACGCGGUUGUGUCGAUGGGGAGGUUCGAGCUGGAGAAACUUCUGAGGGCGGUGGAGAAGUACAGGGUGAGCCAUCUGUGGGUUGUACCGCCGAUCAUUCUGGCGCUGGCGAAGCACAGCGUGGUGAAAAAGUACGAUCUCUCGUCGUUGAGGCAUCUCGGUUCAGGCGCGGCGCCUCUGGGGAAGGAUUUGAUGGAGGAGUGCGCCAGAAAUAUUCCUCAGGCUGCGGUCGUUCAGGGCUAUGGUAUGACGGAAACUUGUGCAAUUGUUUCUGUGGAGAAUCCAAGAGUAGGCGUUCGGCAUACUGGUUCAGCUGGGACGCUUGCUUCGGGAGUUGAAUCCCAAAUAGUCAGUGUAGAUACAUUGAAGCCACUUCCUCCUAAUCAGUUGGGGGAGAUAUGGGUUCGGGGGCCUAAUAUGAUGCAAGGUUAUUACAACAAUGCACAGGCCACCAAACUGACCAUAGAUAAGAAGGGUUGGGUACACACAGGAGAUCUCGGAUAUUUCGAUGGAGAUGGGAACCUUUAUGUUGUUGACCGAAUUAAAGAGCUCAUCAAGUGCAAAGGUUUUCAGGUUGCGCCGGCAGAACUUGAAGGGCUGCUUGUUUCUCACCCUGAGAUACUAGAUGCUGUUGUCAUCCCAUUUCCUGAUGCUGAAGCUGGUGAAGUCCCAGUUGGAUACGUUGUUCGGUCACCCAAUAGUUCACUGACCGAAGAAGAUGUUAUGAAAUUUAUUGUUAACCAGGUUGCACCUUUCAAAAGAUUGCGGAGGGUGACGUUCAUAAAUAAUGUCCCUAAAUCUGCUGCAGGAAAGAUCCUGAGAAGAGAGCUGAUUGAGAAAGUAAGGUCCAAAAUGUGAAAUCGAAUGUUUGCUGCAGGAUGCACUUGUUUCUUUUUUAAAUUAGAUGGUAUUCAUUUGAAUUGUUGAAGAGAUUUAACCAUAAUAUUCUGUCAACAAUAAAAACAUUUAUUCAAGCA
This is a messenger RNA of Alnus glutinosa, 1845 nucleotides long. RefSeq names its product probable CoA ligase CCL7. The transcript is spliced from 6 exons. The coding region runs from base 107 to 1726 and encodes 539 amino acids. NCBI's taxonomy places the organism in Eukaryota, Viridiplantae, Streptophyta, Magnoliopsida, Fagales, Betulaceae. Gene Ontology annotation, molecular function: CoA-ligase activity. The record is from RefSeq and is a predicted model, not a curated record.